CCCAUAUGCCGACAAAGUUGCGUGUGGAUGCCUGUAUAGGUAAUCAAGACUAUACUGAUGCUGUGGUUGUCAUUGUCGGAGCUGGCAUAUCAGGGAUGUGUAUGGCAAUUGACCUGAUCAAGCGCAAUCAGUGCCACAACUUUGUAAUCCUCGAGAAGAGCAGCGGGGUGGGCGGAACAUGGCGCGAUAACAAGUAUCCUGGAUGUUCUUGUGAUGUGGCGAGUGUUUUGUAUAGCUACUCGUUUGAGCAAUCCACCAGGUGGACACGGGAGUAUGCAAAUCAGGAAGAAAUACUGUACGGACUGUAUAGGUAUAUUCGCUUCAACUCCGCAGUCGAAGAAGCGAAAUGGGACGACCAGGAGAUGAAAUGGCACGUCAGCGUCAAGGUCUCUAGAGACAAGGAUAGCCAAUUCACCAGCUCUUACGUGCUCGACUCGGACUUCCUGAUCUCUGCUGUCGGGCAGUUAAAUAUCCCCCAAGCACCUGAUAUCCCCGGGUUGCAAGACUUCCGCGGCAAGGUCAUGCAUUCGGCGCGGUGGGAUUGCACCUAUGAUUUCAGCGGGAAGCGGGUUGCUAUUAUUGGAAACAGUGGCGCGACGUCUGCCCAGGUCGUCCCCGAGGUAGCCCAGGUUGCGUCGCAUCUUACGGUAUUCCAGCGCACGCCAAACUGGGUGAUACCCCGUCAUGACACGCGCAUAUCUGCCUUCCAACAGGCACUGCUGACAUACAUCCCUCCGUUACGGAUGCGAAAACGCGCCCUGAACAUGGACUUUCGCGAGAGCUUUUAUGCCGCAGUCAGUGACUCGGCGUCCGGUUUCGCAGAACAGAUCCGCCACUGGUGCAGCCAAGGCAUGCAGGCCCACCUAUCAAACAAACCGCAACUGUGGGCGAAGCUCACUCCAGACUACGCCCCGGGAUACAAGAGGGUGAUCAUUGCUGAUGAUUACUAUCCUGCUCUUGCGCGGGAAAAUGUGGACUUGGAAACUCGCCGGAUUUCCCGCAUCACCAACACCGGCAUUGAGGUGGAGGAGGGUGUUCUGCAAGAAUAUGAUUUUAUUAUCUUGGCCACAGGAUUCAAGACCGUGGAGUUUCUGUAUCCAAUCCGAAUUCACGGCUCUCAGGGUAGACCUCUUUCUGAGAUCUGGCGCGAGGGUCCCUCCGCAUUCAAGGGUGUCACUGUCGAAGAUCUGCCCAACUUUGGUAUGGUUUACGGACCGAAUACAAGCCUUGGACACAAUUCAAUCAUCCUCAUGAUUGAGGCGCAGUCCCGAUACUUGAGUGCCUUGGUUGGCGAAGUGUUGCGCGCGCGUCUGCAAGGGAAAACUUUGGUAAUCAAGCCAAAGCCUAGCGCAUCUGCGGAGUACAACCAUAAACUCCAGGAGAUGCUAACCAGGACGAGCUUUGCGGAUUCUCGCUGCCGCAGUUGGUAUAAGACGGAGCAGGGCAAGAUCACCAGUAAUUGGUCCGGCACUGUCGUUGACUACCAGCGCCAAAUGUCUCAAGUAAGCUGGACUGAUUAUGAGGUAGACGGCACCGCAAAGGACGCCAUAAAGUCCCGGAAGGUAACUCAUUUAGGGCGAGUCCGCGAGGAGUCCUCUGGGAGCUAUACCUCCUUGCUCUUGACGUCUGCAUGCGUACUAGCUGUUAUGGGCGGACUACUUCUCAGGGGGUCGAGUUUGCUGCGAGCUCAUUAA
Molecule: messenger RNA, 1694 nt
Organism: Aspergillus ochraceoroseus IBT 24754
Lineage: Eukaryota; Fungi; Ascomycota; Eurotiomycetes; Eurotiales; Aspergillaceae
Product: flavin-containing monooxygenase
Exons: 6
Coding region: 6-1694 (562 amino acids)
Molecular function (GO): flavin adenine dinucleotide binding; NADP binding; N,N-dimethylaniline monooxygenase activity
Source: RefSeq, a predicted model, not a curated record